Aaosphaeria arxii CBS 175.79 is the source of this 5247-nucleotide messenger RNA. Its product is annotated as ankyrin repeat protein. Gene Ontology annotation, molecular function: protein binding. The record is from RefSeq and is a predicted model, not a curated record. Lineage: Eukaryota; Fungi; Ascomycota; Dothideomycetes; Pleosporales. Bases 1 to 5247 code for a protein of 1748 amino acids. The transcript has 8 exons.
AUGUCGACGCCAUCCUCGCUCCCGAACGUGCCUGUUAAGCACGCCGAUUUCAUUACUCACGUUGCCUCUAACCCCGAUACAUCCUUGGCCGAGCUACUCGAGCCUUACAAACAGUAUGAUGCCAAGUUGCGAGAAGUAUUCGCCCAAGAACCGACACACCCCGCAUUGGAUGACCCCUACCUCAACAUCGUGCCCGUGUUCAAUGGCAAAGAGGAGCACGUCAAAGUGAGGGCCCGGAACCUCGAUUCAGAAUCUGAUGAAGAGAAGGAGCGAUAUGUCAUGGCCCUCAAACAAUCAGCAAGGCUCCCCAACGGCUCCAACGCAAUCGUGCAGAAUCUCAAGGAAUUCCAGCAGAACUUCUCCCUGUUUUGCGAAUCCUCACUCGUGGACAUGGACUGGAGCAAUGUUGUGGCGGCCGGCUCGUCAGUAGUGACCUGCAUGCUCCCUGUUCCUGAGAAAUAUAAGGCGUCAAAGAGGGCAUUGCGCCAGUACUACCAUGAAACCAUCGCCCCGGCAUCGGAUAUCGAUCUGUUCAUCUAUGGUCUCAGCGAAGAGGCUGCCACCAACAAGAUCAUUGAGAUUGAGCAGCGUAUCAAAGACAGCAUCCUUGUAGAGACCACCACAAUCCGCACUAAGAACGCCAUCACGAUUGCAAGCCAAUAUCCUACCAGACACAUCCAGAUUGUUUUGAGAAUAUACAAGUCUGUCGCCGAAAUCUUGACUGGUUUCGAUGUCGAUUGCUCCUGUGCGGCAUACGAUGGAAAGCAAGUGUAUGCCGCGCCUCGUGCGUUAACCGCGUACAUGUCCCAGGUCAAUACUAUUGAUCUUACGCGCCGAUCGCCUUCUUAUGAGAACCGGCUCUCCAAGUAUUCUCAUCGUGGCUUCGAAGUCUACUGGCCUUUGCUGGAGCGUUCGAGAGUUGAUCCUACAAUCUUUGAGAGGAACUUCGGAAGGACUGUGGGAUUAGCCAGACUGCUGGUCCUCGAACGACUGCCCAGCAAGUCUGAACGCGAGUCCUACAUGGACGAGAGACGCGAGGAGCGUGGAAGACCUGCGAUCAAUCGGGGCUGGGACCGCUCUACGGGCGACAACAUCAAAGACCGCUACGAAGAUGAGGUUGCCGAAUGGGUUGAUCAAGAAGACGUUAGCGAUUAUCAUACCUUUACCAUCCCAUAUGGCCCAAAAUACCACGCCAAGAAAAUUGAAAAGCUUCUCUACACCAAAGACUUGUUGCUGAAUGCAGAAUGGAAUAAGAAAGGCGACCGCGAGGUUAAUCUGCAUAGACACCCCGCUUUCUUUGGCUUCGCAGAAGACGUGAUUCACGACUGCUGUGGAUUUUGUCCUGAACCAACCACACCAGAGGAGCAUGAUGUUGCCGAAGAAGAGGCUAAGAUAUACGUGUCUGGAAAGAUCUCUUUCAUCAAAGACGACCCAGGCAGGCAGGCAAUCGGAUCUUUCCACCCAAUCACCGAUGAUGAUUGGACCGAGAUGGCAUAUGUUGGCAAUACCGCUCGCCUUUGCCAGGCCAUUAUUGAUCAGGAUCUGGAGCAUGUUCAGGACUGGCUCGCUCAGGAAGGCGCAGAUCCCAACACUCGGGACUACACUGGAAGGACCCCACUUCAUCUUGCCGUCAACUCUUCGAGCCCUGCCAUUGUGAAGGCUCUCAUCGAUGCUGGUGCUCGACUGGUGGCCCGUCUUGCUGAUGGACGUACGGCUCUACAUCUCGCAGCUGCACGUGGCAAUGCCGAAAUGAUCAGCAUGAUCAUGCGCAAGAGCGAGGAGAACGAAGAGGAAGAAUCAAAGAAAGAAGAAGUACGGAAGCAAGCGCGCAUUGCUGCUCGUGAGGAGAAAAGGGAGUCGAAAGAGGACGUGAAUGGCCAGCGGAAGAAUGACUCCGACGGCGAAGACAUUGAAAUGGUUGAAGACGACGAAGGAGACGACUCUGAUGUUGAGAUGCGUUCUGCUACAACCGGCUCGUUCGUCGACCUGAAGGAAAAGGAAAAGGGCAGCGACGAGAAGAAGAACGAAAACAUGGUCCUUGACGACGAUGAGGAUGAGCCAGACGUAUAUGACGUCAAUGUGUUGUCCUGGGAUUGGAAGGCAUCACCAUUACAUCUUGCCAUUUUGGGUGGCCAUAGCGCUGCGGUGAAAGAGCUAGUCCAAAACUUCGGUGCUGAUGUGCUUCUACCGAUCAAACUCUACCACAGCUAUGACAAGUCCCCUCGCGCUGCAAUAUUGACUCUUGUUCUUGUGCUUGAUCUACCCUUGGAGCAAGCUAAAGAGAUGGCCAAAACACUGCUUGAGAUCGGAGCAUCAUCAGCGCAAGCCGAUAUGAAUCAAACGACAGCUUUCCACUACAUCGCCACCAUUCAGCCGGACCUUAUCGAAACGAUCUUCAGCAUUGAUGAGCCGGCAGCAAAGCGAGCAUUGAACCAUCUUGCUGUACAUGGAUCAGAAUGGUCUCCAAACACAGAGAGCCCUUUGAUGAGUGCCAUCAAACAGGGGAAUGCGUUGGCAGCACUAAAAUUGCUAGAAGCUGGAGCUCAACCCGGCAUAGAGUUCAAGACUUGGCUCAAGUCUGUGGAGAGAAAGUUCGAGGGCAUUAAGAAUAAUGACACCAAGGAUAACCGCGAAAAGUUUGAAAAACAGGUCCAGCAGCCGGUGUUCAGUGCAGUCGAGUCAGAACUGCCCGACAUUGUUCUUCAACUUCUAUUCCGCGGCAUCGAUCCAAACACUAUCACGAAAGAGACCCAGGAGAUCCUUAGAGAUGAUUGGUACGCUCGAUACAAUAUUCCACAGACACUUCUUGACGUUGUGCGGAAGAAAAUUCAAGAUCUAAAGGCAUGGAAGGACGACGAGCCUCCUAAGGAGCCAACAUACAACGUUAAGGAAGGCCACAACUACCUAGAGUUUUUCGAGCCAGGAACCUACAGGGGAUUUAUUGGCAAAAUUCAGCUGGAGGCUGCGCAAGAAGAAGACAGAAUCUCGAAGGAAAGCUAUGAGAAACGCCUAGCGGUCUACAGAGAUCGCGAAGGCGUCACUGAAAAGAAGGAGGCAAUUGAGCGACUCACGUCAGACUUUGAAAAAGUUGAGAAGCAUCUACUGGAAGCAGGUGCGAAGACAUUCGAUGAGCUUUAUCCCGACAAGGUCAAAAAGAAGGAAGACAAGGACGACAAUAGCUCCUUUGAUUAUGAGCGCCGCACAUUCCCUUGGGACAUAUCGAUAUACUUCAAAGGCCACGAUCACGACGACGAGGACACGCAAGGUUACGAAGAAUUGUUCCAGGCAGCUUGGGAAGGAAAUCUUGAAAAGAUUAAAUCCCUCACUUUGACGCCUUGGGGCCCUAAUGGCGACAGGAAACCUCUGAAGAUGGCUAUAACCGACCGUGACGACUUCUCGCCAUUUAGCCUUGCUAUUCUCCAAGGUCACUUAGACGUUGCCAAAGCCAUUCUGGAAAUCUGCUUUGUUCAGUAUGAUCCAGAGACAGAAGAAGAAAAGGCCGUGUACCGCAUGGGACGACGUGCUGAUGAAGUCGAUAGUGACGAGGAAGAUUCAGAUGAAGAUAUGAGUGACGUGCCAGUGGAUCGUGAGAUCAUUGAUGAAAAGUUCACCGUGGAAGACAUCGGAGAGGUUUCAACGCAGGUGAAAUCGAAAACAAGCCCACUCGAGUAUCUGAAUUGGUCAUUCCCCGCAUGGGAUUACGCCAAGUCCUGCACUCCAGCGAGGAAAUUCGUGUAUGGAACCGAGAACGAAAUCAUCGAUGGCUCGGGCUCAGAGCAGUUGAUCGACUGGGCCCUAAUCACCAAUGACUUUCAACUGUACAAUUUUCUGAUGGACACCCUCAAAGAAUGGACGAAGCGUUUAGACGAUAAAGAAGAGGAUGCCUCCACGAUUCCAGCCUUUUCUGAGUCUGACUUUAUCCGGGCGAUCCAAUAUGGCAGAACCGACAUGCUUGCUGAAAUGAUAAAGCAAACUGGCGCUGGUAUGGAGCUUGCAUCGCUUGUGAAGAAGAGUGGUGUUGAAUUCAAAGAAAGGCCAAAGUUUUAUCAAGGUCUUAGUGUUCAUGGAUCAAAGCGAGAAGAUUGGGUCAGUGCUGCUCGUGGUAUCUCUGAAAGACCAGUUUCGGACACCAGUGCUCCUCUUCUGCAAGCAGCUCACCAAGGAAGCCUGGCUAGCGUAGAAUGGUUUUCCAGUGCCACGCCUGCAAGACUGUAUAUGGAGUUCGCCGAGACGUAUAAGGAUCACAAGCUCAUCAAGCAUCUCAAUACAACUGCUGGAGGGUUUGAGAAGGUGCUUCAUAAGUGGUUGGAUGCUCGCAAUGAUCUCCAACUGCAUUGUGCGGUCAUUGCUCCCGAGAGUGCGGAGGUUUCGAAGCUUAUCAAACAUUUGAUUAAGACCCUGCCUGAGUUGCUAGAACUGAAGUCUCGCAGUGGUUACACUCCUCUUUCGGUCGCUUUCUCAGAAAUGCAUUACGAGGCGGCAAAAAUCCUGAUCGACGCAGGUGCGGAUCAAACGACUCGGGAUCGUGACGGGGACAACAUUCUGCACCUACUGCUCGGUAACAGCUUCCACGGUGAUGAGGCGCCAGAGAACCUUCAGAAGUUCUUAGAUCUCAUCGACAAACGCCUUGUGGCCUCUCUUCUCACGGAGCGCUCUGCUAAAGGCUCGUCACAGACGCCUCUGGCGUGGUGGUUAUCUCACGGUUGGAAUAAGCGUGACGAUAUCUUGAGGAAGAUUCUGGACUUUGCUUUGCCAACCAAUAAUGAACAUCUCGAGUUAUUGGACGGAUCCGGUGAGACUCCCCUCCAUUGGGCUGUGAACCGCCGAGAGGAAGUCCUACUCAAGACCAUGCUGGAAUACCGCCCUGAUCUUCUCUUCCGCGAGAAUUCUGUUGGAAGAACACCUUACGAGGUAGCCGAGGACGCAUACAUUGCUCGAUGUGUUGAUGGAACGCCUGAAGUGAUCACGCCGUUUUCGCCAACCAUACUGACGGAGCAGCCUCUGGAGCAUUUCCGCAAUCAGAACAAACAAACCAGCCGUAGGGAUAAAGAUGAUAGGGAGCGCAUAUGGAGUAUCUGCAAAGAGGCAACGAUAGGUAGUCCAAGCAAGAGGAGGCUGGUCAGUUUGCUUGAUGCGAAUGAAGUUGCCAAACGAUUGGCAAAUAGAAAGACCGAUCGCUCUACCAGCGAGGACGGUGACAAUGCGUCGGAUUCUGGAAAGAGAGAUGAGGUGGAUCAAUGGAUAUGA